This is a messenger RNA of Paramisgurnus dabryanus, 2388 nucleotides long. RefSeq names its product beta-1,3-galactosyl-O-glycosyl-glycoprotein beta-1,6-N-acetylglucosaminyltransferase 4-like. NCBI's taxonomy places the organism in Eukaryota, Metazoa, Chordata, Actinopteri, Cypriniformes, Cobitidae. The record is from RefSeq and is a predicted model, not a curated record. Gene Ontology annotation, cellular component: membrane. Gene Ontology annotation, molecular function: acetylglucosaminyltransferase activity.
UUUUUCUAUGAGAUGACUUCAGUGUAACAGCAGAUAGAAUGAGAAGACUGUGCUGUCGCAUCUACAAGGACAUACCUGUUUUUAUGACAUUCAUACUCCUAAUGUGUCCUUUAACAGUCAUAUUUUUAGGAGUGAAUGAAGACGACUGUUGCCUUGAUACCUUCGGGUCAACAGGAUUGUUUGACCGAGAACGAUUGACAGUACAAUAUGCCAUUAAUUGUUCUGCAAUAUAUGAGAUGGAACCAGUGGAAGUGGCAAAAUCUGAAUUCAUUCGUAAAAACAAAAUCUAUGUGGGGCCAACUGACAUGAGUAUUGUUAAUGCCACCUCUGACUGUGAUCAGUUUAUGACAUUAAAGGGUUAUGGUGCGGUAAAAUGCUCUGAGUCUGAGCGUGAAUUUCCUCUUGCUUACUCUUUGGUCGUUCACAAGAAUGCCGAUCUUGUGGAGAGGUUGUUAAGGGCCAUUUAUAUGCCACAUAAUGUUUAUUGUAUACAUUAUGACCUGAAGUCUUCAGAUGACUUUAUUUCAGCGAUGCAAGGUCUGGCCCGCUGCAUCCCUAACGUCUUCAUUGCCUCAAAACUGGAGAGGGUGCAAUAUGCAGGCAUCUCACGCCUCCAAGCAGAUCUCAAUUGUCUGUCUGAUCUCCUGGAGUCUGAGGUGAAGUGGAAGUAUGUCAUCAAUCUGUGUGGUCAGGACUUCCCACUGCGAACGAAUGCUGAACUGGUGUCAGAUCUAAAGAAGCUGAAUGGCACGAACAUGGUGGAGAGCAAGCGACCAAGAGGAAAACAAUGGCGCUGGACUUUUCACCACGAGCUGAAAAAUAACAAAUCCGAAUACUAUGAAACUCCUAAAAAAACAACUGAGGAGAAACUUCCUCCACCUCAUAACAUCGAAAUGUUUGUGGGCAGUGCAUACUUUGUAUUCUCACAGAAAUUUGCACGUUUUGUUAUGGGGAGUUGUCCAGUCAAAGAUUUCUUGGCUUGGUCUGAGGACACAUACUCACCUGAUGAACAUUUUUGGGCAACUCUGGUUCGUAUGCCUGGAGUACCAGGAGAGGUGCCAAGAUCUGACCCUGAUAUCACAGAACUGACAACUAAAACCCGUCUGGUUAAGUGGCAGUAUUACGAAGGAAAACUUUACCCACUAUGCACUGGAACGCUUGUACGGGGGGUGUGUAUUUUUGGUGCUGCUGAGCUCAGAUGGCUUCUUGACUAUGGUCACUGGUUUGCAAAUAAAGUGCACCCAAAUGUGGAUCCAAUUAUUAUUGAAUGUCUAGAAGAGAAGCUGUUAGAAAAACAACUGAUGUCUGUAUUGUGAUGUCUGUAUUCAUCUGCAGUUAAAAUGUAAUGCUACUUUUAAAAGGCAACAAAGUUAAGCUUUAUAAAAAAAACUGUAGUUUAGAUGUUUGGUCACUGAAUUUGGUGAUGUAAAGUAUCCGUUUCACAGUUAACACGUGAGAUCACGCAAUGCAUUCUCAUACUGUGAUAAUCACAGUGUGAGCUAUAUGUGCAGCUCAUUGUGAUUUCAAAAUGUUUAGAAGAGGAAAUACAACAUAAAGCUAAGUACACACCAAAAGAUUUUUUAAAUCUUAUCCGAUUUUCAAAAUGUGAUACACCACGAACAUGAUGAAAAACACUUUUGUUCCUAUAGUGUGUGGAGUGCCGUUAUGAAUAACAAUGCAAAGAUAAGAGUCUCAGCUGAGGACAAAGGAAAUCUCGAGAAGAUCUUGCAAUGUUUUUGGCGUCCAAACGUGACUUCACAGUAAACAAACAUGGAAAACAACGGGCAUAAAGAAAUGUCAUUAAUAAAAUGGACUGCUUUUUACAUAUUUUUUACAUCUACUGUGAGUUUCUCACAUUAUGAGAAAUAUGCAAGCUCAUUGUGAAUUCAGAAUGAUGAGUGCACAUGGUAUGAGUGCACAAUGAGUGUGCCAUGAACAUAGUGACCUUCAUAUGAGCACACAGUGAGUUUGCAGUGUGGUUACACUUUGGAUCACUGUGACCCACACAUUGUGACAACAUCAUGAUGACUUCACCGAGAGAUCAAAUAGUUGACUGGGUUUUAUAUUAUUUGUGAAUUUAGUUUUCUCUUAUAGUUUUCAAAUUUUUCUCAUUACACACAAUGGUGGAUGUAACUUUAUUUAAACUCCCCCUUUGUUAAAAAUCAGGUUUUUAAUGUAAUUCAUAUCAUGACUUUUUGGCAUUUUCACACUACAGGAACUGGAAAUGAUUGUAGUACCAUGACGGCUUUUUCUUGGGAACUAAAUUCUGUAAGUUCUGUAAGAAUGUUAUAAUAUGUCAAAAGUCGUGCAAUUAUACAACAAAUCUUUUUGUGUCGUUUUAUUUAUCUACAUGAGACUGUGUUGAUAAAAGAUUACUUUUAUGGCUGC